This is a messenger RNA of Paramisgurnus dabryanus, 1371 nucleotides long. RefSeq names its product P2Y purinoceptor 14-like. The record is from RefSeq and is a predicted model, not a curated record. Gene Ontology annotation, biological process: G protein-coupled receptor signaling pathway. Gene Ontology annotation, molecular function: G protein-coupled purinergic nucleotide receptor activity. NCBI's taxonomy places the organism in Eukaryota, Metazoa, Chordata, Actinopteri, Cypriniformes, Cobitidae. Gene Ontology annotation, cellular component: membrane.
CCUCUGAAAGUCACAUAUGAAACACAAUUUCCUCUUUGCAUGAGUAUACACAAGGAAGUGGUAAAUAAAAAGGACCAGCAGCUAGAUCAAAGCGCCAAGGGCAGCUUGGUUACCAGACAAUUUCAAAUGGAAUCAACAGUCCCUUCAACCACUUCUCUAAACAAUAUCAUUAAUCCCAACAAGACUAACAUAACUGAAGCUCUGUGUGAAUUUAGAGAAGUUUGGGUCUCAGCCCACCCUGUUUUCAUAUUUGCAUACUCAUUGGUGUUUCUUAUCAGUCUGGUGCUGAACUGCAUCACGAUGAAAGUUUAUUUCUGCACCAAACAGCGUGUUCAGUCCAGUGUCACCAUCUACCUGAAGAACCUAGCUGCGGCUGACUUCUUCCUUUGCCUUUCCUUACCUCUGCGGAUCGCUAACAAUGUCAACUUUUCAAUGACACUGCGGAUCAUAUACUGCAGCUUUGGAGCAACGGCUUUCUAUUUAAACAUGUAUGCAAGUAUUCUCUUCAUGGACUUUAUUGCUGCAAACAGGUACCUCAAAAUUGUCCGGUCUUUGGAAACAAAUGCCUUUCAGACGGUUCGUACUGCCCACCUGAUAUCCAUAGCAACAUGGUUCUUCUUGGUAAUCAUGGGGUCCAUCUACUUGAUCCCAUUUCUUCAGAUUUCCUGGGAUCACAAUCAAAGCUCUGAAGAUAUUAGUUGUGAGUCUCUACAUAGUGCUCAACAUAGCUUGGCCUACAAAAUCAUCCAUUGUGCGUCCAUUGCGCUCUUCAUGUUGGUGCUGUUUUCUCUGGUUUUUCUGUAUUGGAAAACUUUGCAAAAGAUCAGAGAAGCUAAAUUCUCUACACAGGCCACAUCAAACAGCCAAACCUUUAACAAGUCUAAGCGUAACAUGCUCAUUCUAGUGGUGAUUUUCUGUGUGUGUUUUGUUCCCUAUCAUCUGGUGAGGCUGCCUUACGUUUUCAUCAGCGACUGUACAAUGGUUCAGGCAUUUAGCAUCCUAAAAGAGCUGACUGUUCUGCUUUCAGUGCUAAAUGUCUGUUUUGAUCCACUUAUAUACUUGAUCUUCUGCAAGACCUUCAGAGCCCAGCUUGGCCUUGGAAAGAAGAACGAAUUGUCAAGGGCUGUCAGUUUGACACCUUAAUUCAGUGCUAUUGAUCACAAAUAUUAAAUCUUCAUCAUGUAAUCAUGCCUGCUUAGCUGUACAUAAAUUCUAAGUUCUGUCCUGACCAGUGGCAGCUCAUCAAUAGAGGGCACUGGCGCAGCCCCCCUAAAGUUGUCCAGAGAAGAAAGCUACUUUAACAUGUUACAAAAAAGUUAAAUGUACAGUGCAAAUUAAUAUAAAAUAAAAUUGUUUAGUUGUACUAUUUCA